UCCUCGUCCCCGCGGCUGGCGCAGGACCUCACUCCAGCUGAGCGCCCACGGGGAGCGGGUCGCGGGGCGGCAGCGGCGAGGAGGCCGAGGGACUAGAAGGAGGAGGACAGGGCGCGCGCGAGCAGCCAGUGAGGGGGUCCCGGCCGUCCCGGGCCAUAGUUGAUCCCCGCGCCGUGGGCGAGCGCGCCCGCCGCCCCUUCCAGGACAGCCACCGCCGCGGGGGAGAUCGCGCCGAGCUUCCUAUGACUCCCUGAAGUUGUCGCGCUCCCUUCUGCGUCCGCCACCCGGGCCGUGUCCCUGGUCCCCGUGCAUCGAGUGCGCCCCCGCUCCCCGGCCCGCGUACCCCGCUGGCAUGGACGUACACACCCGCUGGAAAGCUGCGCGCCCCGGCGCCCCGCUGCUGUCCCCGCCGCUGCUCCUGUUCCUGCUGCUGCUGUGGGCGCCGCCUCCGAGCCGCGCAGCUCAGCCAACAGAUCUUCUGGAAAUGCUCGAUUUUCACAAUUUGCCCUCAGGGGUAACGAAAACCACAGGUUUCUGUGCCACUCGACGAUCUUCCCAAGGGCCGGAUGUUGCCUACCGAGUCUCUAAAGAUGCACAACUCAGCAUGCCCACCAAGCAGCUGUACCCUGAGUCUGAUUUUCCUGAGGACUUCUCCAUCCUGACGACCGUGAAAGCCAAGAAAGGCAGCCAGGCCUUCCUGGUCUCCGUUUACAAUGAGCAGGGCAUCCAGCAGUUGGGGCUGGAGCUGGGCCGCUCCCCCGUCUUCCUCUAUGAGGACCACACAGGGAAGCCUGGGCCGGAAGAGUAUCCACUCUUCCCUGGAAUCAACUUGUCAGAUGGCAAGUGGCACCGGAUUGCUAUCAGUGUCCACAGGAAAAAUGUCACCUUGAUCCUGGACUGUAAAAAGAAGAUUAUAAAGUUCCUCAACCGCAGUGACCACCCCAUAAUAGAUGUCAAUGGUAUCAUCAUGUUUGGCUCUCGGAUUCUGGAUGAUGAAAUAUUUGAGGGUGACAUCCAACAGUUGCUCUUUGUCUCUGACCACCGGGCUGCCUAUGAUUACUGUGAGCACUACAGCCCCGACUGUGACACCGCGGUCCCUGACACACCUCAGUCACAGGACCCUAACCCAGAUGAAUACUACCCAGAAGGAGACGGUGAGACCUAUUACUAUGAGUACCCGUAUUAUGAAGACCCUGAAGACCCAGGGAAGGAGCCUGCCCCCACGCAGAAGCCAGUGGAAGCCGCCAGAGAAACCACGGAGGUUCCUGAGGAACAGACCCAGCCUCCACCAGAAGCCCCUACAGUGCCUGACACUACCGGCAAGGAGGAGGACCCAGGAAUUGGGGACUAUGACUACUUCCCCACUGACGACUACUACACUCCCUCCCCUUACGAAGACCUUGGCUACGGCGAGGGUGUAGAGAACCCUGACCAGCCCACCAACCCCGACUCAGGGGCCGAGAUCCCCACUAGCACCAGCGUUACCGCCAACAGCUCCAACCCAGCUCCGUCUCCAGGGGAAGGGAAGGAUGACCUGGGCGUUGAGUUCACCGAGGAAACCAUUAAGAAUCUAGACGAAAACUACUAUGACCCAUACUUCGACCCCGACUCCGACUCUAACGGCUCCCCAUCAGAGAUAGGGCCAGGCAUGCCGGCUAACCAGGAUACCAUCUAUGAGGGGAUUGGAGGACCUCGAGGUGAGAAAGGGCAAAAGGGAGAGCCAGCCAUCAUUGAGCCGGGCAUGCUGAUAGAGGGGCCCCCAGGCCCUGAAGGCCCGGCUGGUCUUCCAGGACCACCAGGAACUACGGGUCCUACUGGCCAAGUGGGCGACCCUGGAGAAAGAGGUCCCCCUGGGCGCCCAGGUCUUCCUGGGGCUGACGGCUUGCCCGGUCCCCCAGGCACCAUGCUCAUGCUGCCGUUCCGGUUUGGAGGUGGUGGUGAUGCUGGUUCUAAGGGCCCCAUGGUCUCUGCCCAGGAGUCCCAGGCCCAAGCUAUCCUCCAGCAAGCCAGGUUGGCACUGAGGGGACCAGCUGGUCCAAUGGGUCUUACCGGGAGACCCGGCCCCAUGGGUCCCCCUGGGAGCGGAGGCUUGAAGGGUGAGCCAGGAGACAUGGGACCUCAGGGUCCGAGAGGUGUGCAAGGUCCACCUGGCCCAACAGGGAAGCCUGGAAGACGGGGCCGUGCUGGGAGUGAUGGAGCUAGAGGCAUGCCUGGACAAACAGGCCCCAAGGGUGACCGUGGCUUUGAUGGCCUGGCUGGGUUGCCGGGAGAGAAGGGCCACAGGGGUGACCCUGGUCCUUCUGGUCCUCCCGGACUCCCAGGAGAUGAUGGAGAGAGGGGUGAUGAUGGAGAAGUUGGGCCCAGGGGCCUGCCCGGGGAGCCUGGACCGCGUGGUCUGCUUGGGCCAAAAGGGCCUCCUGGCCCUCCAGGACCUCCGGGUGUAACUGGUAUGGAUGGCCAGCCCGGCCCGAAAGGAAAUGUGGGUCCCCAGGGAGAGCCUGGGCCCCCCGGACAGCAGGGUAAUCCUGGUGCUCAGGGUCUUCCGGGCCCCCAGGGUGCCAUUGGCCCUCCAGGAGAAAAGGGUCCUUUGGGGAAACCAGGUCUCCCAGGAAUGCCCGGCGCUGAUGGACCCCCGGGGCACCCUGGCAAAGAAGGUCCUCCAGGAGAGAAAGGAGGCCAGGGUCCUCCUGGCCCCCAGGGUCCCAUUGGCUACCCGGGUCCCCGAGGAGUCAAGGGGGCAGAUGGCAUCCGAGGUCUGAAGGGCACCAAAGGCGAGAAGGGUGAAGAUGGCUUCCCUGGCUUUAAAGGCGACAUGGGAAUAAAGGGUGACCGGGGGGAGAUCGGCCCACCUGGUCCUCGAGGAGAAGAUGGUCCUGAAGGCCCAAAGGGUCGUGGUGGUCCCAAUGGUGAUCCCGGUCCUCUGGGACCCACUGGGGAGAAGGGAAAGCUCGGAGUGCCAGGAUUACCAGGGUACCCAGGAAGACAAGGGCCAAAGGGCUCCAUUGGAUUCCCUGGCUUCCCGGGUGCCAACGGAGAGAAGGGCGGCAGGGGGACACCUGGAAAGCCAGGACCUCGGGGACAGCGAGGCCCAACGGGUCCGAGAGGUGAAAGAGGCCCUCGGGGCAUCACAGGGAAGCCUGGCCCUAAGGGCAACUCCGGAGGCGAUGGCCCAGCUGGCCCUCCUGGUGAGCGGGGACCCAAUGGACCCCAAGGACCCACAGGCUUCCCCGGACCCAAGGGUCCCCCGGGCCCACCAGGCAAGGAUGGGCUCCCUGGACAUCCUGGGCAGAGAGGCGAGACCGGUUUCCAAGGCAAGACUGGCCCUCCAGGCCCCCCCGGAGUGGUUGGCCCUCAGGGGGACCCAGGCCCCGCUGGCCUCCCUGGAAAGGAUGGCCCUCCAGGAUUGCGUGGAUUCCCUGGGGACCGAGGGCUCCCCGGCCCCGUGGGAGCACUUGGACUAAAAGGCAGCGAAGGUCCCCCUGGCCCCCCAGGUCCUGCGGGUUCCCCAGGAGAGAGAGGACCAGCUGGUGCGGCGGGGCCCAUCGGAAUUCCUGGGAGACCUGGGCCUCAGGGACCUCCGGGGCCAGCUGGAGAGAAAGGAGUUCCUGGUGAGAAAGGUCCACAAGGCCCAGCUGGCCGAGAUGGCCUCCAAGGUCCUGUGGGGCUCCCUGGUCCAGCCGGCCCCGUGGGUCCUCCUGGAGAAGACGGAGAUAAGGGAGAGAUCGGGGAGCCAGGCCAGAAGGGAAGCAAGGGGGACAAAGGCGAGCAGGGUCCUCCUGGACCUACGGGUCCUCAAGGCCCCAUUGGACAGCCAGGCCCCUCGGGAGCAGAUGGUGAGCCUGGCCCUCGUGGACAGCAAGGCCUGUUCGGGCAGAAGGGAGAUGAAGGCUCAAGAGGUUUCCCAGGACCACCAGGGCCAGUGGGAUUACAGGGUUUGCCGGGACCUCCAGGAGAGAAGGGGGAGACCGGAGAUGUGGGCCAGAUGGGCCCCCCUGGUCCCCCAGGCCCCCGAGGACCCUCUGGAGCUCCAGGUGCUGAUGGGCCACAGGGUCCUCCCGGAGGAAUCGGCAACCCUGGCGCAGUGGGAGAAAAGGGAGAUCCUGGUGAGCCUGGAGAACCUGGUCUUCCAGGAGAAGGAGGUCCUCUGGGACCUAAAGGAGAAAGAGGGGAGAAGGGAGAGGCUGGCCCCUCUGGUGCUGCUGGACCCCCUGGACCCAAAGGCCCUCCUGGAGAUGAUGGUCCCAAAGGCAGCCCUGGUCCUGUGGGCUUUCCCGGAGACCCUGGUCCCCCUGGAGAGCCAGGCCCCGCAGGUCAAGAUGGUCCACCUGGAGAUAAAGGGGAUGAUGGCGAACCUGGACAGACGGGAUCCCCAGGUCCUACUGGUGAACCUGGUCCAUCUGGACCUCCAGGAAAGAGGGGUCCUCCAGGUCCUGCAGGCCCUGAAGGCAGGCAAGGGGAGAAAGGAGCCAAGGGAGAAGCCGGCUUAGAAGGCCCUCCUGGGAAGACUGGUCCUAUUGGCCCCCAAGGGGCCCCUGGAAAGCCAGGCCCCGAUGGUCUUCGUGGGAUCCCUGGUCCUGUGGGUGAGCAAGGCCUCCCAGGAUCCCCAGGCCCUGAUGGUCCACCUGGCCCCCUGGGUCCUCCAGGACUCCCUGGACUCAAAGGAGACUCGGGUCCCAAAGGUGAAAAGGGCCAUCCGGGACUCAUUGGACUCAUCGGACCUCCGGGUGAGCAGGGUGAAAAAGGUGACCGAGGACUCCCAGGCCCUCAGGGCUCAUCCGGUCCCAAAGGAGAACAGGGCAUCACUGGUCCUUCUGGCCCACUCGGGCCUCCUGGGCCCCCUGGCUUGCCGGGCCCUCCAGGUCCCAAAGGUGCUAAAGGCUCUUCGGGUCCCACCGGCCCGAAGGGCGAGGCAGGCCACCCAGGACUCCCUGGCCCACCUGGCCCUCCAGGUGAGGUCAUCCAGCCCCUGCCAAUCCAGGCAUCCAGGACUCGGCGGAACAUCGACGCCAGCCAGCUCCUGGACGAUGGGGCUGGGGAGAGCUAUGUCGACUAUGCCGACGGCAUGGAGGAGAUCUUCGGCUCCCUCAACUCCCUGAAGCAGGAGAUUGAGCAGAUGAAGCGGCCACUGGGCACGCAGCAGAACCCCGCCCGUACCUGCAAGGACCUUCAGCUCUGCCAUCCUGAUUUCCCAGACGGUGAAUACUGGGUCGAUCCCAACCAAGGGUGCUCCAGGGACUCCUUCAAAGUCUACUGCAAUUUCACAGCCGGAGGGUCCACGUGUGUCUUCCCCGACAAGAAGUCUGAGGGGAGUAAAAUGGCCCGCUGGCCCAAAGAGCAGCCUUCCACCUGGUAUAGUCAGUACAAACGGGGUUCCCUGCUCUCCUACGUGGAUGCUGAAGGCAACCCUGUGGGCGUGGUACAAAUGACCUUCCUGCGGCUGCUGAGUGCCUCUGCCCACCAGAACAUCACCUAUAACUGCUACCAGUCAGUGGCCUGGCAGGAUGCCGCCACAGGCAGCUACGACAAGGCUAUCCGUUUCUUGGGCUCCAACGAUGAGGAGAUGUCUUACGAUAACAACCCCUACAUCCGCGCCCUGGUGGAUGGCUGUGCUACCAAGAAGGGCUACCAGAAAACGGUGCUGGAGAUUGACACACCCAAAGUGGAGCAAGUCCCCAUUGUGGACAUCAUGUUCAACGACUUUGGUGAAGCCUCACAGAAAUUUGGAUUUGAAGUGGGGCCAGCUUGCUUCCUGGGUUAGGAGCUGCUGAGCCCACUGGUCUCCAGAGCAACCUCGUGACCUCAGCACCCCACUCGUGGGUGUCCUGUGCACGGCCCAUCCUGGACAGUGAACAUUUCUCACCCCUGCCUGACUCAUCUGUGCCUCGGACCCUCCGUGGCAUUGGACCCCACACCCAGAGAGAACAAAGAGAAAGCCGUGUCCCCACGGAGCCGAAUCACAUGACCUAGCCACACCACAGCCUCUUGCCACACUGCAGGCCCUGGUCCCCAGCUCUCCUGACAGGUUCAUCAAAGGUGUUCAUGGACUGUUAGCCGGGAGUCAGGGGCUAACAUUUGGGGCAGUAUUUGGAAAUCACUUAAAAAAAAAAAUUCAACUUGAAGAUAUGUAUUUCCCUUGACCUUCAAAAGAUGUUCUGAGGUGGUCUUGUAAAGGUCGCCAAAGCCGCCUUCUUCUUCUUCUUUUUAAAAUAACCCUCAACACAUCCACUCAGAGGCCAAAUGUCAUUCCACACGUGCCUUUCCGAUGGAUUAAAGGUGCUUAUGUUUUUGUGAGAGUUUUAAGUAAAUAUUUGUAUUGUAUUGUUAUAAAUGUUAAGUGUGUCUGGCUUUCAAUCUUGCAUGGAAACUCAGCCUCAGGCCCAUGGGGAGAGCGGGCAGCUGGGACUGGGCACCAGCUCGGGCUUGCAAUCUGGCUCUCCGUAGAGGGCAUCUCCUCAACCCCCCCCCC
Molecule: messenger RNA, 6466 nt
Organism: Peromyscus eremicus (cactus mouse)
Lineage: Eukaryota; Metazoa; Chordata; Mammalia; Rodentia; Cricetidae
Gene: Col5a1
Product: collagen type V alpha 1 chain
Exons: 65
Coding region: 353-5758 (1801 amino acids)
Molecular function (GO): extracellular matrix structural constituent
Source: RefSeq, a predicted model, not a curated record